This is a messenger RNA of Hypanus sabinus (Atlantic stingray), 3127 nucleotides long. Its product is annotated as C-X-C chemokine receptor type 2-like. Gene Ontology annotation, biological process: G protein-coupled receptor signaling pathway; immune response; neutrophil chemotaxis. The record is from RefSeq and is a predicted model, not a curated record. Bases 99 to 1184 code for a protein of 361 amino acids. The transcript is spliced from 2 exons. Gene Ontology annotation, cellular component: membrane. NCBI's taxonomy places the organism in Eukaryota, Metazoa, Chordata, Chondrichthyes, Myliobatiformes, Dasyatidae. Gene Ontology annotation, molecular function: chemokine receptor activity.
GGAGGGCUCCUGAUCAGCCGCCCUGCUUGUGGUUUGCACAUUGGAUGGUCUAGGCAAUCAUUACAGUAGCUGAUACACUGGGCACAAAGCACCAGGUGAUGUUUGAAAAGAAAAUGGCUCCCAUUAAAAUAAAUCCUGAUGACAUCAAUAUCUAUGAUCUGUUUGGAAACUCUACCAUCCCUGAAUACUACAGUCCUGAUCCAAGAUUGUCACCCUGUCCACAGAUAAUUAUCAGUAGUUCUGUAAAUGUUGUGUUGGCCAUUGUCUACAGCCUGGUGUGUUUCCUCGCCGUGACAGGGAACCUGGUAGUGAUGAUCGUCAUUCUUCACAAUCGGCGCUCAACAUCAUCCACGGACAUCUACCUGCUCCAUCUGGCCACGGCUGACCUGCUCUUUGCCAUCUCUCUGCCCUUCUGGGCAGUGGAUGCCACAUCUGGGUGGGUGUUUGGAGAUGCCAUGUGUAAGGUUGUCAGCAUGCUCCAGGAGGUGAACUUUUACAGCGGCAUCCUGUUGCUGACCUGCAUCAGUGUUGACCGUUACCUCGCCAUCGUCCACUCUGCCCGAUCCCACAGGCAGAAGUGGCCAUUCCUGAUCAAACUGGUCUGUGUUGUCGUGUGGGUGCUGGCUGUUCUCCUGUCUUUACCCAUCCUCUACAAGGGCAAGUUCGACUUCUAUGGAAGAGUCCUGUGUUACGAGUUACUGGAGGGUGAAUCCAUCGCAAUCUGGAAAAACAGCACCAGGUUCUUGCGUCACAUCAUUGGGUUCCUCAUCCCACUGGAUGUCAUGGUCUUCUGCUACAGCGUCACCAUCCUCAGACUGUGUCAGACAAAGGGUUUCCAGAAGCAGAAAGCCAUGAAGGUCAUUAUCGCCGUGGUGCUUGCAUUUCUCAUUUGCUGGCUGCCCCACAAUAUCACCGUGUUUGUUGACACUCUGAUGAGAAGCAAGCUCAUCGCUGAGACUUGUGACAGGCGUAAACACAUCACCAUUGGUCUGAAUGUGACCCAGUGUUUGGGAUCCCUACACAGUUGUGUGAACCCAAUCUUGUAUGGCUUUAUCGGGAUAAAAUUUCGGAAGAACCUGGUCAGACUCCUGGCUAAUAAAGGACUCGUGAAUCCAAGUGAUGAAUUUCAGUUUCAGAGGUCUGUCCAGUCCUCAGUCACUGGAACAACAUCAACUGCUAUUUAGAUGCAGUGUGAGAAGUUCUGCCAUCUUUCAAUGUGAGGUUGGAUGCAUAAUAAAGGACUGCUACUACUAUUGAUCAAACUCUAUCCUAUUCUGCCUGGGGAAAGUCACUUGUAGUUCCAUCAAGGUAUAAUUAAAGAUUAAAGAUUAGUUGUAAUUGUCACAUAUACAUCAGAAAAUACAGAUGAAUCUGUCCUGUUCUGCCAAGGAAAUAGGACAUAGAGUAUGGACCACAGCCUGUAGUGGGCUGUAAUGCUCUAUGUUCUAUGUAGAUUCUAUGACCAUCAAUAAAAAUCUUAAUGAGCAGAUGUCCCUGAACAUAUCUACACAGAACACCACUGGUCACUGAUGUCCGUGUCGAAUACACUUCAUUGAUGAUCAUCCCUGCCUUCAAUAUGCAAAGCAAUUCUGUAUCCACACAUCCUGGUUUUCCAAGAUCCCAUGCAUCCUGACUUUCUGAACGAGCCUACCAUGGGGAACCUUACCAAAUGGCUUACUAAAAUCCAUAUACACCACAUCCACUGCUCCACCUUCAUCAAUGUGUUUUGUCAUAUCCUCAAAUGAUCCAGUCAGACUUGUGAGGCAAAACUUACCACUCACAAAGCCAUGCUGACUAUCCCUAAUCAGACUAUGCUUCUCCAAAUGCUCAUAACCCCCAUCUUUAAGACUGCUCCCCAAUAAUUUGCCCACCACCCUAGAAAGUCUCACUGGUCUCUAAUUCCCAGUAUUAUCCCAACUUCCUUUCUGGAAUAACAUUUCCCACCCUUCAAUCAUCUAUUACUACUCCAAUGGGUAGUGAGGAUGCAAUGAUCAUCACCAGGGGCAUAGCAAUCUCUUCCCUCACUUCCUGUAGUAAUCUGGGGUGUAUUCUGACUUUCUGAAAGAGUCUCCCAUGGUUAAUAGAUAAAAUCACUUGUGAAAAGUGAUUUUAAAUUGCUUCCAGAUAAUAUCAAGUGAAGAGAGAAUAUCAAGAGAAACAAAUUUUGAACAUAACCGUGUUACAAAUGUGCCACAACUCUGAGGGGCCGAAGGGUACAAAGUAGCCCCCUCCUUUUCUAGAAUCGCAAGAUCGCUAUUAAUUCGGGUCUGGGACCCAGGAAAUGAGAGAGAGAGACAUCCAGAAUACACAGGCUUGGAACAGGUCCUGGCCUCAGCAAGGCGGAACCAUUGAUAAUGGCUUUUGUCUCUUGGGGAUGGACUUGUGUAUUGAGUACUGAACUAUUCAUUGAAGCCCUCAGGGAAUGAGCAGAGUGGGCUGGUUGAGGGAUUGCAUCAUCCCAACCUGAUUGACAUCUGAGACCCUGUGAGUAAGGAUAAAAGAUGGUCUGGGGAACAACCCCUUCAGACACACCAGGAGAAACAUAUGAGACCGGUGGAGGCUUGUGUGUGUGGCCAUCCUUGCCCGGAUGACAAGUCCUCUACGGAACGGCCUCACUAAAGGACGAAUACGGAUCAAGAGCGGAUAAAGGAAAGCUGGCAAGUUUCUAUUCUCAAAACCCCUCUCUCUCUCCAACAAUUGAAAAUCCAGCGGUCCCCAAAGGCUGAAGCCUGUGUGAACUGAGUGAACUAAGUGACUCUUAUAUUUCCAUCGGACAAUACGUUAUCCCCUAGACAACAAUAGAGCUUAUUUCUUAUUGAUUAUUAUUAUACCCGCACUUUUAGAUUUAGUACUGAUGACGUAUAUUAUCUGUAUGUUUGCAUUGAUAUUACUUUUGUGUAUUUUUACUAAUAAAUACUGUUAAAAAUAAUACCAUCAGACUUCAAUAGACCUCUCUAUCUUUGCUGGUAAGUGACCCAGUUAUGGGGUUCAUAACAACCGCAAGUGCCUGAGACUGUAAAUAAAACCAGAAAAUGCUGUGAAUUCUCAACAGAUCAGUUGGGAUCUGUGGAGAGACGAAGCUGAUGAAAUGACAUUGACCUGAAUUUCUACCUGCUUUUUCCUCCAA